Menidia menidia (Atlantic silverside) is the source of this 1167-nucleotide messenger RNA. The record is from the annotation of a GenBank genome assembly. NCBI's taxonomy places the organism in Eukaryota, Metazoa, Chordata, Actinopteri, Atheriniformes, Atherinopsidae.
AUGGCUCCCCCUCCCCCUCCACAUUCCAGCCGGUCCGUGGAGAGCGGCAGUAAUUCAGGGCCGGGCCAGCCCAAGGCCAGCGGUCAGACCCAUAAGAUCUGUCUGGUGUGCUCGGACGAGGCCUCGGGCUGCCACUACGGGGUGGUCACCUGCGGCAGCUGCAAGGUGUUCUUCAAGAGAGCCGUGGAAGGUCAGCACAACUACCUGUGCGCCGGCCGAAACGACUGCAUCAUCGAUAAGAUCCGGAGGAAGAACUGCCCGGCCUGCCGAUUCAGGAAAUGUCUCCAGGCCGGCAUGAACCUGGAAGCGAGGAAAAACAAGAAGCUGAUCAAGAUGAAGGUGUCGCGGCCGUCCGGCUCCCCGGAGCCGGUCAGCGGCCUGCCCGUGCCGGUCAUCCCCCGGAGCGUGCCCCAGCUCGUGCCCACCAUGCUGUCCGUGCUGAAGGCCAUCGAGCCGGAGAUCCUGUACUCGGGCUACGACAGCACGCUGCCGGACACCUCCACGCGGCUCAUGACCACUCUGAACCGGCUCGGGGGUCAGCAGGUCAUCUCCGCCGUCAAGUGGGCCAAGUCGCUGCCAGGCUUCCGUAACCUGCACCUGGAUGACCAGAUGACCCUGCUGCAGUGCUCCUGGCUCUUCCUCAUGUCCUUCAGUCUUGGUUGGAGGUCCUAUGAGCAUUGCAACGGCAGCAUGCUCUGCUUCGCCCCCGACCUCGUCAUCAACAAAGACCGCAUGAAGCUGCCCUACAUGAGCGACCAGUGUGAGCAGAUGCUGAAGAUCUGCAACGAGUUUGUGAAACUGCAGGUGUCCUACGACGAGUACCUUUGCAUGAAGGUGCUCUUACUGCUCAGUACAGUGCCGAAAGACGGCCUGAAGAGCCAGGCGGUGUUUGACGAGAUCCGGAUGGCGUACAUCAAGGAGCUGGGAAAAGCCAUCGUCAAGAGGGAGGAGAAGUCGAGUCAGAACUGGCAGCGUUUCUACCAGCUAACUAAGCUACUGGACUCCAUGCAGGAGAUGGUCGAGGGCCUUCUGCAGAUCUGCUUCUACACCUUUGUGAAUAAAACCCUCAGUGUGGAAUUCCCCGAGAUGCUCGCCGAAAUCAUCUCCAACCAGAUACCAAAAGUCAAGGACGGGAGCGUUACCCCUCUGCUGUUUCAUCAGAAAUGA